Molecule: messenger RNA, 740 nt
Organism: Zonotrichia albicollis (white-throated sparrow)
Lineage: Eukaryota; Metazoa; Chordata; Aves; Passeriformes; Passerellidae
Source: RefSeq, a predicted model, not a curated record
CCCCGUGUCCCCCAUGUCCCCUGGCAGUGCCACCAUGCGCCUGCCCCGCUGCCUUGUGCUCCUCGCCAGCCUCGUCCCACCAGCCCUCAGCUCCUGGGGGGUCUCCUACCCCGAGUCCCUGCGGGCCAGCGGGGGAUCCUGCCUGGUUGUCCCCUGCACCUUCAGCUACCCCGCGGAUGUGACAACCGGCGGUGGCAUCGUGGCUAUCUGGUACAAGGACUAUGAGGGCCAGCGGACGGUUGUGUUCCACUCCGCCGCCCCCCAGGAUGUGGAUUCCCGUUUUGGGGGUCGUGCCCAGCUCCUGGGGGACCCCAUGGCCCGGAAUUGCACCCUGCUGCUGCGGGGGGUGACACCGGGGGACAGUGGCCUCUACAGGUUCCGCUUCGAGAUCAUCCACGGCGACCGCUGGUCGGCAUCGCGGGAUGUGACCCUGAGCAUUUCAGAUGAUCUGGAGCUUCCCAGUGUCACCAGCAGCGAGGAGCAGACCGAGGGACAAAGGUCCACCUUGGAGUGCUCCACACCCUACUUCUGUCCCGGAGGUGACACCGCCCUGCACUGGGAGGGCUACGACCCCCAGGUGUCCCAGGUGUCCAGCCACGUCCAGCUGGACACCAGCGGGGUCAGCCACCAGGUGACCCUGACCAGCUCCUUCACCUGGAAGGACCAUUCCAAGAAGCUGCUCUGCGUGGUGUCCGACGGAUCCAAGAGGGCGAGCACGGAGGUGGUGCUGCGGGUCAGGC